Cuscuta campestris is the source of this 815-nucleotide messenger RNA. The record is from the annotation of a GenBank genome assembly. Lineage: Eukaryota; Viridiplantae; Streptophyta; Magnoliopsida; Solanales; Convolvulaceae.
CAUGGUGUGGGGCCUGCGGAGUAGAGCAAUUUGGACCGCAAAACAUCUGUCAAAAGUCAAACCCACAAGUGAAGUAAGCUAAUACGGAGUAACACAUUCCAAUCUGUCCUCUCAUUGCCACUUGCAGAGAUGCUUAGGGUGUGCCCCACCACACCCUAGAUUUUCCUCCCCACCCCACCCCACCAAAUGCAUGCAAGACCCCACCCCCAAUAUUAUUGUGACACCUCAGGAUUCAUUCAUUUUUUGCGCCCACACAAACACACAAGUCCUCCUCCAUCAUCACCACCUUCCCAAAUGGAUCAGCAGCAGAAAGUGGUGAUCAGGGUGCUCACCAUGACUGAUGACAGGACAAAGCAAAAAGCCAUUGAAGCUGCUGCUGACAUUUACGGGAUAGAUUCAAUCGCUGCGGAUCUAAAAGAGCAGAAGCUGACAGUGAUAGGAGUGAUGGAUGCAGUUGCAGUGGUGAAAAAGCUGAAAAAAGUGGCCAAAGUCGAAAUUGUGUCGGUUGGGCCUGCCAAGGAAGAGAAGAAAGAAGAAAAGAAAGAGGAGGAAAAAAAGGAAGAGAAAAAAGAGGACGAGAAAAAAGAGGAAGAGAAGAAAGAAGAAGCCAAACCAGAAGAAAAGAAAGAGGAGAAGAAAGAGGAGCAGAAGUGACAACGCACCUUUAUAUUUUCUCUAAUCCUCCCUUUCAAUAUUUCUGUUUCAUCAGCUCAGAGCCUCAGACAAUGUAAUUGUUUAGCCGAUAAAAGUUGGUUCCAAUCUGAGCAGAGAAUAUAUACAUAUUACCAACUGAAUAAGAAAAUCAGUGUUUAUCU